This is a messenger RNA of Calliphora vicina (urban bluebottle blowfly), 1047 nucleotides long. RefSeq names its product speckle-type POZ protein-like. Gene Ontology annotation, molecular function: ubiquitin protein ligase binding. The record is from RefSeq and is a predicted model, not a curated record. Bases 18 to 1022 code for a protein of 334 amino acids. Gene Ontology annotation, cellular component: cytoplasm. Gene Ontology annotation, biological process: regulation of proteolysis; proteasome-mediated ubiquitin-dependent protein catabolic process. The transcript has a single exon. Lineage: Eukaryota; Metazoa; Arthropoda; Insecta; Diptera; Calliphoridae.
UGUCGACUAGUAAUAUCAUGGACUGGUGUGACACGGAGAUUAUAAUUACACCAUUUUCUUUUAAAUGGACCAUUAAAGGAUUUAAUCCUUACAGUAGACAUAAUUUAAAAUCCGGCGCGUUUGUUGGUAAUGAUGCAAAUGGUAAGGAAAUAAAAUGGAUAUUGGAGCUCGAUCUUAACUCUAAUCCAGAUAGUAUUCUGGCUUGCGUUGGAUUAAUGAAUCAUGGAGCAUGUGAUUCCUUUGUAAUAUUUUCCAUAUUAGAUACUGAAGGAAGAAAAGCAGUUUCAAUUAAGAAAGAUAUAGAAGUCUACGAUUACUCCCCUUAUGGUGAUAAUUUAAUUCGAAGAGACGUAAUUAUUGCUAAAUCAGACAAGUUAUAUCCUAAAAAUGUCUUAACAAUAUUAUGUGAAAUUCAUGUUAAAAGUAGAGUUGUCACAACUAUGAAAUCACAAUGUCUUUCUGACAAAAUGGCUCAAGAAACCAAAAGUACGUUGCGUGAUGAUUUGCACAAUCUUAUUGAAAAGAAGAAAUUUUGUGAUGUUAUAAUAAAGACAAAGGAUGAUAAAGAAUUCCAGGCUCAUAAAAUUGUAUUGGCGGCUCGUAGUGAGGUUUUUGCUGCCAUGUUUGAGCAUAAAAUGAAAGAGAAUGAAGAUAAUUGUGUCAAUAUAGAAGAUUUUGAUAGUGACGUAUGUGAGGAAAUGCUGCGCUAUAUUUACACCGGUAAAGUCCCAAAACUAGAUGAAAUGUGGGAUGAACUGUUAGCUGUAGCUGAUAAGUAUGAUUUGAAUGGCCUCAAAACUAUAUGUGAGCAAAAGCUGACCUCCGAUCUGUCGAUGGAAAAUGCAGCUAAAAAGUUAGUUUUAAUAGAUCGUUAUGGAUUAGAAAAGUUGAAAGAUCAAACUAUACAACUAUUAAAUGAAAAUGCCAAAGAGUUCAUUAAAUCUGCUGAGUUUGAAGAAGUGUAUAGAAAUUAUCCGAAUUUAUUAAAAGAAUUAUACAUUUCAGCUGUAACAAAAAAAUAAAUUUCAAUAAAUCGUAUGAAUGUAA